Messenger RNA from Cervus elaphus (red deer), 1817 nucleotides. It is a transcript of the gene CATSPER3, whose product is annotated as cation channel sperm associated 3. Bases 229 to 1431 code for a protein of 400 amino acids. Lineage: Eukaryota; Metazoa; Chordata; Mammalia; Artiodactyla; Cervidae. The record is from RefSeq and is a predicted model, not a curated record. Gene Ontology annotation, biological process: transmembrane transport; monoatomic ion transport. The transcript is spliced from 8 exons. Gene Ontology annotation, cellular component: membrane. Gene Ontology annotation, molecular function: monoatomic ion channel activity.
UUGGUCUCCUUGGGAAGAGAGGAUAUGUGGGUAAAACCGUGGGGAGUUCUCCCCUACAGGGGCCUGCUGGCUAAUAACAUACUGGGCUGUAAAGAGUGACCUCAUAAAGCAAGGAUUCCCUCUGUGGACACUUCUCUGACCUUGUGGAAUCUAGAUGCGAGGAGAUUCCUAAGCAGAGAUUUUCUGUUGGAUGGUUAAAGCAAGGAAUAAAAAUUGAAAAUUUGGAAAAUGUCUCAGCACUUUUAUCACCAGGACCAUGCAAGAAUCCUUUCUAACUCACUGUUCGAGAAUGCGUCACAGAUGUUCUCUGAGAAAUUAUGGAAAUUUCAGAGGAAAGAUACUCAGUUUCAGGCAUUUGUGAAGAAAGUCAUAAUGAGUCGUCUCUUUAAGAUAAUUAUGAUUAGCACCGUCUCAAUGAAUGCAUUUUUUAUGGUCUUGUGGACUGAUUAUAAAACAAGAUACAGCUUGUUCAGACUUUUUGAGGUCUCAGAGCUCAUCUUUGUGUCCAUCUAUAGCUCUGAGUUCUGCAUGAAGCUCUAUGUGGACCCCAUCAACUACUGGAAGGAUGGCUACAAUCUGCUCGAUGUGGUCAUUAUCAUCAUCAUCUUCAUCCCCUACAGUCUCCGCAAGAUCAAGGGCAAGCACUACCCCUACCUCAACAUUGCCGAUGGUGUACAAUCCCUGCGCAUCCUCAAGCUUAUCACCUAUAGCCGUGGCAUCCGGACACUCAUCACUGCCAUGGGGCAGACAGCCUACACCGUGGCCUCCGUGCUCAUCCUCUUCUUCGUCCUGAUGUACAUCUUCGCCAUCCUGGGCUUCUGCCUGUUUGGGCUUCCAGAGGGAGGUGACAUGAAUAACUGGGGGAACCUGGCUUUGGCCUUCUUCACCCUAUUCAGCUUGGCCACGGUCGAUGGCUGGACAGACCUGCAGGAGCAGCUGGAUGCCCGGAAUUUGAUUCUGAGCCGCUCGUUCACCAUCAUCUUUAUCUUGCUUGCCUCCUUUGUGUUCCUCAGCAUGUUUGUGGGUGUGAUGAUCAUCCACACUGAGGACUCCAUCAAAAAGUUUGAGCGGGAGCUGAUGCUGGAGAGACACAUGAACCUCAUGGAAGAGAAGCAGGUGAUUUUGAAGCGGCAGCAGGAAGAGGUCGGCAAGCUGCUGCAGACCCAGAAAGAUCUUGACCACAAGAGUUUCACUGAACUGGUGGAGAAGUUUAAGAAGACCUUGCGGCACACGGACCCCAUGGUCUUGGAUGAUUUUGGCACUAGCCUGCCCUUCAUUGACAUCUACUUGUCCACCCUGGACAACCAGGAUGCUACCAUCUACAAGCUUCAGGAGCUGUACUACGAGAUCGUGCACGUGCUGAGCCUCAUGCUUGAAGACUUGCCCCAGAAGAAGCAGUCCCAGUCCUCGGAGAAGGUCGAUGAGAAGUAGCUGGAUGUGGGCACCCAGCCACCACGGGCCUCCCGGGCUGUGACCCCCCCCCACCCCCCGCCCCCCCAUUAAACUCAUAUUUUCUGAGUUGACCUCUCUGCAGCUGCUGCUGUGAUCAUGACAUCUGUCCACCUUUGGGCGUUGACCUGAGUCGGUGCCCAUGAAGUCUGAUUCCUCCUCACAAGACGCAGCAAGAGCUUGGAAAUGGGGAGUGAGGAGAGAGGAGCUCAAGGCUCACCCUGGCCAGAGGCCACAGCUGGGGGCCUCUUUCCCUUCCCUCGACCCCUGCAGCCAGGUCCCACUGGGCUCCUGGGAAAGCCACCUGGACCCCGGACCGAGAAGGGCCGCCCAUGGCCCCAUGAGAGGGCCUGGCUCCUGUGAGCUGG